Messenger RNA from Trematosphaeria pertusa, 2439 nucleotides. Its product is annotated as potassium transporter. Gene Ontology annotation, cellular component: membrane. The record is from RefSeq and is a predicted model, not a curated record. NCBI's taxonomy places the organism in Eukaryota, Fungi, Ascomycota, Dothideomycetes, Pleosporales, Trematosphaeriaceae. Gene Ontology annotation, biological process: potassium ion transmembrane transport. Gene Ontology annotation, molecular function: potassium ion transmembrane transporter activity. The transcript has 6 exons. The coding region runs from base 1 to 2439 and encodes 812 amino acids.
AUGGAGUCCACAAUACAUUUCGCGAACGCUCCGCGACCGAGGAGGUCAGCGGAUGACUUAGACAUCGGCGGCGUGGUGCCACUUCGCACGCGCUCCCGGUCUCGUGGGAGGAAGAGCUCCGUCGAUAUCCUCAAGAUCGGCCAACUUGAGAGUGCCGAAGAUGAGGAUGCAGGUCUUCGGGACGAGCGUGACUACAAGCGAAAGCAGAUCUUCAGUAUCAAACAGAUGUUUGUGCUUGCCUACCAAUCCAUCGGAGUCAUCUACGGGGACAUUGGCACUUCUCCCCUCUACGUGUAUUCGUCAACGUUCAUGGAAGCACCUAAUCGGCCAGACCUCUUAGGCGCCCUGUCGCUCAUACUCUGGUCGAUUACGAUGAUGGUCACCAUCAAGUAUGUCCUGAUCAUCUUGCGCGCCGACAACAACGGUGAAGGCGGAACGUUUUCCACGUACUCCUUGCUAUCUCGCUACGCAAACAUCGCGAAUCGAGAUCCCCGCGAAGCUACUAUGAUUCGUAUGGAACGUCACCUGACCGGAGAAUUGAGCCGCUCAACCAGGGGCGUUCGCUCCACUAUCGAAAAGACCAAGUUCUUCCGCGGCCUUUUAAAGACGAUCGGAGUGCUCGCCGUCUCCAUGGUCAUGGCCGAUGGCGUGCUGACUCCAGCUCAAUCCGUCCUUGGCGCUGUCCAGGGACUGAACGUGGUCAAGCCAGACAUCGACAAAUCUACCGUUAUUGGAGUCACAUGUGCCAUUCUCAUCUUACUGUUCCUCCUCCAGCCUCUUGGUAUAACCAAGAUUACGGUCGUCUUCUCCCCGGUCGUCAUCAUAUGGCUUGCUUUCAAUGCAGGGUUCGGCAUAUAUAAUCUCGCAAGAUAUGACUAUGCAAUCCUAAAGGCAUUCAACCCGUUCUACGCAUUUGACUACCUGAUACGCAAUAAGUACCAGGGAUGGCGAAGCUUAGGCGGCAUUCUUCUUGCCUUCACCGGUGUCGAAGCUCUCUUCGCCGACAUUGGCGCCUUCAGCAGGCAUGCAGUGCAAAUCAGUUGGCUUGGAUAUGCCUAUCCCUGUUUGCUGCUUGCAUACACUGGCCAGGCGGCGUAUAUCAGCGAGCACCCGGAAGCGUAUUCGAAUCCCUUCUAUAACUGCGCUCCGGACGGCUGGCUCAUUCCAUCCCUCGUCGUUGCCAUUGCCGCAGCCGUUGUAGCAUCACAAGCUAUGAUAACUGCUACGUUCCAGCUCCUCACUCAGAUCAUGAAACUGUCCUACUUCCCCCAGAUCCGCGUGGUGCACACGUCGAGGACGUAUCACGGACAGCUCUACGUUCCUUCGAUCAAUUGGCUGCUCAUGAUAGGUACUGUGCUCGUCGCGGCCAUCUACAACAACACCACCUCCCUCGGUAACGCCUACGGCGUGUGCGUCAUGUUUGUCACCUUCUUCGAUAGCUGCAUGGUGACUCUAGUUGCCAUCGUCGUCUGGCGCAUCAAGCCUUACUUCGUCUUCCUGCCGUGGCUGACCAUCGCAUGCUUGGACGGCACUUUCCUCUCCUCGGCACUGCUCAAAGUCCCGGAUGGCGCCUGGUUUACCCUCGCGCUCGCUUCGAUACUUGCUUGCAUCUUCAUCCUUUGGAGGUUUGGCAAGGAGCAGCAAUGGUUCGCCGAAGCCGGCGAUCGAUUUCCGACUACGCAUUUUGUCCAGACCCGCGACGACGGAAGGCUGCAGCUUAGCAAUACGUUUGGCGGUAAGGCAAUCAGCUCGAUCGAAGGCUUCGGCAUUUUCUUCGAUAAGGCUGGUGAGACGACCCCUAUCGUUUUCAGCCAGUUCAUCCGAAAGUUGGUCACUGCUCCAGAAGUCAUUGUCUUCUUCCACCUUCGUCCUCUUGAUGAGCCCUCUGUGGCUCCGGGAAAUCGAUACUUUGUCUCCCGCCUCGCAAUGCCGAAUUGCUACCGCCUAGUUGUCCGCCACGGAUACAUGGAUGAGGUCAUCACCCCCGAUCUUGCGUCCCUCAUAUUCGAGAAAGUGCGCGAUCAUAUCGUAACCCGCGCACUGGACCGCGAAGGCGAGAGGCAGCCCGCACCUACUACUUCCGGCAUCGACCUCGGCAAUCCCAAGGAGCUCCACAAGUUGAACGCCAAGCUAGUCCCCUCCGAGAAGGAUGGGUCCAUGCCUUCCUCAUCUGACCCAGAAACCAGACAGGCACCUACUCCCACGCUGAGCGCAUCAAGCACCUCCGCCAGGCUUUCCGCUCUCGAGCGCGCUUUCAACCACGAAGUGCUCUACAUCGUGGGAAAAGAGCAGAUGAGGGUGAAGGGCGGCACUAAUUUGUUCAGGAAGGCGGUUUUGAAGCUUUUCCUCUUUAUCCGGGAGAACACAAGGACAAAGAUUGCGAGCUUGGAUUUGGACCGAGACCGGGUGAUCGAGGUUGGAUUUGUCAAGGAUGUGUGA